Molecule: messenger RNA, 1302 nt
Organism: Trifolium pratense (red clover)
Lineage: Eukaryota; Viridiplantae; Streptophyta; Magnoliopsida; Fabales; Fabaceae
Product: F-box/FBD/LRR-repeat protein At4g26340-like
Exons: 3
Coding region: 98-1249 (383 amino acids)
Molecular function (GO): protein binding
Source: RefSeq, a predicted model, not a curated record
UUUACUUCAAAGUGUAGAUUACUAGAUUUCAUAUUUACUGCACUGAUCUCAUCACAUCUUUCCCAUACACUGUGCUUCUGUAUCCGGCCACUUUCAAAUGUCAUAUCUCCGUUCAACUCCUCCAACUGUGGACAGAAUCAGCACCCUGCCGGACUCCGUUAUCUGCCACAUUCUCUCAUUUCUCCCUACCAAAGAAGCCGCUGCCACAACCAUCCUCUCAAAGAAAUGGAAUCGGAAUCCACUGUGGCUCUCACUUCUAACUCUCGACUUCGACCAACAAAACUUUGCAGACUUCGCCAGUUUUCGACAUUUUGUGUACUCAGUCAUGCUCAUGAGAAACAUCACGCUGCCCAUCCGAUCAUUCCUACUCAAAUGUGGUAACUCUUCUGACUUCAACCGACACGAUGUCAAUAGAUUUAUUCAAGCUGUUGUGCAACGUGGAAUUCAGAAUCUCAAUCUUCACAUGUUCACUGCAACGAGUCAUUGCUUUAAGUUACCACAAUGUGUUUUAAAUUGUAAUAGCCUCACUGUUCUUAAGUUGAAGUGGCUAAGGAUACAACAUUUUUCCAAAGUCAAUUUUCCCUUACUCAAAACUCUUCAUUUGGAAGAUAUCCGCUUCUUCUUAAGACAUCCUAUUUAUCUUCAGAAAUUCCUACAUGGGUGUCCCGUUUUAGAGGAUCUCCAAAUACAAGAUAUAUUGCUGUUUGAUUAUGAAUGCGGAGAGUUUAACGGCUUACUCAAAUUGGUCAAAGCAAAUAUUUUUAACUCAACAAUGUGGAAUAUUCCUUUUUCUUGGGUUUGUAACGCAAAGUUUCUAUGUAAUCGCCCUUAUGGCUGUCAAGUCCCCGCCUUUCUUAAUUUAACCAACCUGAAGAUUAUAUUUGGAUCGACUACAAAUGAUUGGCUUGGGAAGUGGAAGUGGAUGACAGAAGUGCUCCAAAAUUCUCCUAAGCUUCAAAAUCUUACCAUUCAUGAGAGAAAAAUAUAUGAAAUUGGCAAUGACGAUUGGGUGGACCCAUCAAUUGUUCCCAAAUGCCUUUCAUCGGAGCUUAGAACAUGUUCGCUUAUAGGUUAUGUAGGCAUGAAGCGCGAGUUUCAGUUUGCAGAGUACAUUUUGAAGAAUGCAAAAGCAUUGCACACCAUGAAAAUUAGUGCAUCAGAUGUGGAUUUAAGCAUAAAGCACCAAAUGCUGAUGAAACUAUCUUUGUGUCCUAGGGGCUCUACUACGUGUAAACUUUCAUUUGAUUGAGAAAGGUUGGAGCACCGCUACUUUGGUUUCUACUUCCUUACUAUUAUGUUAGA